Messenger RNA from Magallana angulata, 2687 nucleotides. Its product is annotated as sodium- and chloride-dependent neutral and basic amino acid transporter B(0+)-like. Gene Ontology annotation, biological process: sodium ion transmembrane transport. The transcript has 15 exons. Gene Ontology annotation, molecular function: L-amino acid transmembrane transporter activity. Bases 145 to 2058 code for a protein of 637 amino acids. Gene Ontology annotation, cellular component: membrane. The record is from RefSeq and is a predicted model, not a curated record. Lineage: Eukaryota; Metazoa; Mollusca; Bivalvia; Ostreida; Ostreidae.
AUAAUAGAACCCGAGCCUAGGGCAAUGAGCAAUAAAGCAUCGGGUCCACACCAUCCAAGCGUGCUCUUCUACCGAAGCCGUGUGAUGACAAACAGAGGAAAUAGAUUUAUAUAUUUUGGAUAAGGACUUAACCUAUAAAACAGUAUGUCAAAAGAAAAGGGAGUAGUGAGCGCCAAUGGCAGCAGAGACACGCUGGAGAUGGAUGAACAGGAGGACCGCGGUCAGUGGGGCUCCAAGUGGGAGUUCAUCCUGUCGUGUGUGGGUCUGUCCGUGGGCCUGGGUAACGUCUGGAGGUUUCCCUACCUAGCCUACGAGAACGGCGGGGCUGCCUUUGUGAUUGCCUACCUGAUCCUACAGUUCCUGAUCGGUAAACCUAUGUACUUCAUGGAGCUGGUCAUGGGACAGUUCUCCGGCAAAGGCCCCACCUCUGUCUGGAACAUGAACCCUAGUGCUAAAGGAAUUGGUAUCUCGAUGAUGUUGAUUUCUCUGGUGGUCGCCAUCUACUACAACGUGAUCAUGGCGUACACGCUGUUUUAUUUCUUCUCCUCCAUGCAAGCCACACUGCCUUGGACGGAAUGUCAACCCGAAUGGUACAGUUUAGGAUGCGUGGAGCAGACAACCAAGAACAUUCCUUACUGUUCAUACAACAUGACGGAGAACGAGUUGUUGUAUACCAACCAGAGCCGGCCCUGCCGCUGUUUUGAGAACUCCACCUUUCAUCAGUCCAGCUACUUCUCUCAGUUUGACUUCAACUGUACCAACACCACGUGGAAGGGAGAUAAGCCAGUAGCUGUGGCACAACUGUUCUUUGAAAAAGACGUCAUAGAAAAGACAGAAACUUUAGCUGCAGACAAGAUGGGCCCUCCCUUGUGGCGUCUGGCUCUGUGUCUUCUGCUCUCGUGGAUCAUUGUCGUGUGUUGCCUUAUCAAAGGUGUCAAAUCAUCCGGAAAGGUCGUAUAUUUCACAGCAACAUUCCCUUACGUUAUAUUGCUUAUCCUGUUGGUUCGUGGGGCUACGCUAGAUGGUGCCAUCGACGGAGUUAUAUAUUUCAUUGUACCAGAGUGGAGCAAACUUUUGGAUCUAAAAGUGUGGGUAGCGGCCGCUGGUCAAAUGUUUUUCUCGCUCAGUGUGUCCUUUGGAGGAAUCAUCAUGUUUGGCAGCUACAAUAAAUUCAAGAACAACGUCUAUGGGGACGCCAUGUUGAUAGCUGUGAUGGACGUAGUGACAAGUUUGAUAGCUGGUUUCGUCAUCUUCACAACGUUUGGAGGAAUGGCCAAAAAUAUAGGAGUGGAAGUCCAGGAUGUCGCCAAAUCAGGGUAUGGACUUGCUUUCGUGGCGUAUCCAGAAGCCUUAUCACAACUCCCCGUGUCCCAACUCUGGGCCGUUCUGUUCUUCUUCAUGUUGUUUACAUUAGGUUUGGACAGUGAGUUCGCACUGCUCGAGACGUUCUUGACCUGUAUUCAGGACGAAUUCCCUUCUACCCGUAAAUACAAGAGUUACAUGUGUGUGGGGAUGGGGAUCAUCUGCUUCUUCCUGGCCCUGCCCUGUGUAACACCGGCCGGCGACUACGUUGUGACCAUCAUGGACCAUUUUGGCGCCGAUUUCUCCGUGCUUUUUGUGGCCGCGUGCGAGUGUGUGGCCGUCAUGUGGGUAUAUGGUGCCCCUCGCUUUAUGCGAGAUGUAGAGUACAUGUUAGGGUACCCUCCCAGACCUAAAUAUUACUGGCUGUUCUGUUGGGUCGUUUGUGCUCCCAUUCUGAUUUCACUGCUGUUCGUCUACCGCAUGGUUCAGUACACGCCCCUAAAGAUCAGUGACGGUGUGGAAUACCCGGAGUACGCCCAGACGAUUGGCUGGAUCCUCACCUGUUUCGUCAUGUGUCCCAUCCCCAUCUUCUUUAUCUACAAAUUCAUCACAGCGGAGGGGCCGCCUUUGGAGCGGCUGAGAACUAUUACAAGACCCAACGAUAGCUGGGGGCCCAAUGACGGCAGUGACAAAUACGCCCUGUCGCCACCACAGCGCGAGGGCAAGUACGGAAUAGACAAUCCUAGCCACAUGUAGAAGGAACGCUGUACACAGCGGAUAAAAUAGAAAUCCUUAACCCGGCUAGAUGUCGGUGCUAUGUGUGCUAGUAGACUUCCGGAAGUCCCAUCUGUCUAUAUAUAUAUAUAUAUAUAUAUAUAUAUAUAUAUAUAUAUAUAUAUAUAUAUAUAUAUAUAUAUAUAUAUAUAUAUAUAUAUAUAUAUAUAUAUAUAUAUAUAUAUAUAUAUAUAUAUAUAUAUAUAUAUAUAUAUAUAUAUAUAUAAAGACAAGGGAAAUAACUCGUGUAUGAAGGACCUACGUUACCAGAAUUAAGUAGAUACUAGAGAAAAAGGGGGACAAAAUAACUACUAUUAUGGUUGAAUCCCUUGUAUAUAUGCAUGAAAUAGACUGUCUAGAGUAUGAGCUACUCUUCUUGUUAUUCUUUACAUAUAUAUAUUUUUUUAAAUUUAGUAAAAGAAUUAAUUACAACUCCAUGGUCUCAUUCAUUGAAUUGCAUUUUAUUCCAUGGAACUUUUGAACUGUUUGUUGUUAUAUCUGUCUUUACUUUUAUACAUGUACUCAAUUUAUUUUUUUUUAAACAUAUGAGUGAUCUUUAAUCAGAUUUUAAGGCAUAUAAUUUUUGUACAAUAAAAUUAAUUUACCAAAAA